CCGGCAAUGGAGGUGUGUAUGUAUGUUUGUGAGUGCUAGGAGCAAGUAAGGGAAGGUGUCAAUUCACAUCAGAGCCUUGCAGGUACUCAUGUGGAGAGCACUUGGCCUCACCGGGACAACAGAUUUGCAGGAGCAACUUCAAUUCUGAUCUCACUCUGUUCAGAUAUGGAAGAAUUUCUGUCAGUUUGUCCAUUAGUUCAGCCGCGACACACAGCUUUUAAACGGAAGGAGGGGGAAGUGUACCAGGAAGUGAAAUACAAAUAAUGAGUGACAGAAUGCGAACAACACAGUGUCCUAAUGUUUUGAAGUAGCGCGAUCACACUGCUGGAAUGUGGCCGACCGAUGUGUUUGUGGUCAUGAAAGUUUAGUGAUGACUUGUGUUACAAAUUUGUGUUUUUCGAAAAGUGAUUCUGAAUGAGGAUAAAGGCAUUUUUUGUUAUUUAGUGUAAAAAAAAAAAAGCCUUACCAGCUCAAUUUUUUUUUUACAUCCUUUUCGUUGUGUUGGCUACGUUGAACACCUGGUCGAUGUUUAUUUCAUUAUUUAUCAAAAAACCCUUUUUGAGGUACAAAUGUAUACAGAAGGCCACUCAUGAUUACUUGAACUAACACGAUGUAAUCACCAAACAGCGCUAAACAACAUAUACAAACACCCUUUCAACCCACGUCAAGCCCACCUCGCCAUGACGACGAAAACGCUUUCCGGAGUUCGAAAUGAGACCAGCGGAAGAAAGCGGGCAUCCGCGUGAACAGUCUUCUGCCAGAAAAAAACAGUAGAAAUCAAACAUCAAUAAUUUGGUGGGAGUGAUUUGUGGCCCUAUGCGCAGGGGCCGUAAGGGUCAUUAAGGGGAGCUUCUGCACUCACGCAAUGGCACCAGCCUUAAGUAGAGUCGGCGUGAGUCGAGCAGUUAACAAUGUUCCUCGAGUCGAAACCAAGAUGAUGGCAUUCCACGAGCUAUUAUUAGCCUGGGAUCACCCGGGGCAUUUCCAGCGAAAUGGAGUUUCUCGUCUGGUCUGGAUUCCUAGACGAUAGAGGAGCGUCAUUGUACUUCAGCGCAGGAGAAACUAACCCUGACUAAAUUAGGCCCAGAACCUUGAUGACCACCACCCCCAUCCCCUUCCCUUCGUACACGACAGCACCCUAAGGAAGCCAUCAUGAAGAAAAGUAGCCCUUGGCCAUCGGCUGGAGAUGCCACCGAAGAGGAUGCCCUGAAGGACAAGAUGGAACUGGAGAGGCAGAGCAGCGAUGAAUCCAUCAUCCCUCCGAUCCAUCAGUGCCCCUCCGUCGAGGAGAAAAAGAGAGAAAAAGAGCAGCAGCUUCGAAAUCUCUUUAGAAGCAACAAAGUUGGUGUGGGCGACGAGGUACAGGAGGUGUGGGAAGUUCCCCGGGGGAAUGUGCCGCCAUCUGCUACAUUCAGGAGCUCUAGUGGGCGCAGUGAGUUCCAGGAAGUAGAAUUUACUGAAGCCAAAAGUGACAUCGAAGGUCGCGUUGGUCUUGCCCCUGGAUACUAUGAGGGGGAGCAACAGAAGCCCAAUGUCAUGAAGGCAGUGGCGAAUGGCAUGAGAGUAUUCGGAAGCUGCAUCCCCGGUGAGAGUAGUGAUGACGAAGGUUGUGCAAAACCCAAAGAGGACAUUACCAUUGAGGAAAUUGAUGGUGAUGAUGAUGGCGAUGGCAAUGGUGGAGGGGAUGAUGGAGGUGAGGGUGAUGAUGGAGGCGAGGGUGAUGGAGGUGAAGGUGAUGGAGGUGAGGGUGAUGAUGGAGGCGAGGGUGAUGGAGGUGAUGAUGAAGGUGCUGAUGGUGGUAGUGAUUCUACAUCAGUGUCCGAUCAUUCUGAUGGCAGUGAUAAAGAUGAUGAAGAAGAUGAUAGUUAUCCAGAGGAUGGCGAAAUCAAAACGAAAGAGAACCCAGAAAACUCAUCCUCUGGCACUGCCAAAGCUGACGAGGAUGUUGACUCCACAGGUGUAAGGGUGAUCAGGGAGCAGUCUGCCAUCAAAAGAGGGACAGGCAGCAUUGGCAAUGUAGCUGUAGUAGCCAGAUGCAUAUCCGGGCCGCGUAUUUCUUAUAAUAAUUAUAACCGGCCGUCAACAUCAGAGCAUGCGAGAUACAAUUCUGGUGCGAGCACAAGCAAGGCUGGAUACUAUAAAGGACAAGGCCCUUCCAGAGACAGUUCAUUCACGGAUGCCACAGAUCUAACAUCAGGAUCUGCGAGGGAAGACACUACCCUAACCAUCGAGGAAGAAGGUGGGGAAGAGGAGGAACACAAACGACUGGAUCCUGUUCAGCUGCGAAAGGCUCAGAUGAAAGUGGCUAAGCCUUUCCUCACAGCCUCGUCGUUGGCCAUUUACUCCCAGAUUCACCAUAAUGGUGUUUCCAAGCUAGGAACUUGGGUUCUUGGCAGUUCACUUGUUUGUACAUUUGUUGUGACAAUUGUUCUUACAGUUUUAAUAUUAGUAGCCCCGAAAACUUUAUCACCAAAAGCGCAUAUUGAGUACACCACGGAAGCACCAACAGUAGUGCCUGACAAUGUGUUAAUAACAGGAAGUGAAUUAGCUGCAGGAGCUUUGGUGUGGAAAGACCUAUCAGUAGAUUUGGAAAUUCCCCCGAUGAGUUUCAAAAAGACAAAUGCAUCUCUAAUGGUAUCCAACAGUACUGUAUCUUUGAUAGCAUCUAUUAACAAGAGUCAAAAUAAUAGAAAAAGCUUGAGGACAUCUCAUGUGGGUAAUCCAAAUGUACAAAGAGUAGUGUUUAGAAAAGGUUUCGAUAUGAGUCAGAAAAGACCUAGUCAUCCAUCUAGUAGUAACAAAAGUAUAUUAGAAACCAAUGGAAAAAUGUUUAACACAGUACCUUAUAAUAGCAGUACAAGUCAACUACCUUUUGUGAACCAAGAAACAAGUUCCAUAGUUUACCCUUCCAGUAGGAACGUUUCUGUCUUAAGUUCAGUAAACAAUACAGGCAAUGUUAAUAAUUAUAGUAGUAAUUCAAGUGAUUUAUAUUUACAUGGGGUAAGCACGGAGUCUACUGCCAGAACAAAUGUUAUCCAAAUACUAUUAAGUCAGAGAGCGCACAUUCCAGGAAGAACAAGGACACACAGUUACACAACACAAACUCCACCCAUAAACAUCACAACAGUAAGAUCAUCCUCUAUUCUAUACACAGCAUCUUUAAACAAUAAAACAAUUGGUCAGCCAUUGAGAGAUGGUAUUGGGGUGCCAAAUGAACAGACAUACAAGGAGGAGAAUUCAUCAUUCCAUGAUAUUAUUACAAAUAAACAAAGCCUAGACAAUACAACUGCAAAGGAAAGGCUAAAUAGAUUUCAUGAAAUGUUCUCGUAUAAUAGCACAACCAAUCAGUCAUUCAUGCAUUCUGUGACAGUGGUGCAAGAUAUCAUAAACAUAACAGCCACUUAUGGCAGUGUCAGCCCACUAUAUCUUAACAGUCCCAAGAACAAUUCUUCAGUACAAAAUACAACUAAUCAACUAAAGACUGAAACAAGACUCAACAGCACUGUAGAUCGCGUGUUUAAAAAGGGAACAAUAAUGAUAGAUAAGGAAGAAGUAAUAUCUCAAACUAAUUCAAGCCUGCCAGUCACUGAAUCAGUAACAGAAAUAUCAAGCAGCAUGUUUCACAAAGAACCUCAAGUUGAUGUUGUUAAAACUAGUAGAGGAGACGAUGGACUUGGUGGUACCAGUAUAGGAAAACUUAUAAGAAAUGGUCACAGGAAAACUAACACACUUACGCUGAAGCCAGAUAUCGUGAAAAGUGAUGUAAACCAGGAUAAAGCAAUAGCAUUUAAAACCACAGAAAGUCAGCUAUUGUUGGAUAUGAGCGGCAAUCUCACGGUAGAGAAUGGCCAUGGAAACGAAUCAAAAAUGUACGAGAGUAGAAAAAAAGCCAAAUAUAAUGGUACUCACAGUGAAACAGGGCCCUUUCCUAUCCUCAAUAGUAGUGGGGAAAUAAGGUUCCUAGUUAGUAAUUACAAAAAGAAAGAUCCCAUCAUCAUAGAGGGAACAAGAACCCUGACCGAUAUUGGUAAAUCCAAAAAUUACAGCUUCAUGGGUCAGGCAUACACUCACAACAUAUCAGAGCAAGUUGAAGAUCACAAUAGUACAAUUGCUGCCAAGAAUAUGACAGAGAAAAUGGAAGACCCUAUCAACAUCAAUAGUACAAAAACAAUGAAUAAUCAAAGCAGUACAGAGACUAUAAAAACAAAUGGCAGCCACAAUAUCAUAUACAACUCAGAUAUUUCCAGAAGUACAAAAGAAAAAGAGGUUGAAAGCGAUUUGGACAAAUCAGAAAUUGUCAAUAGUACAGGGAUAACUGACACAUUGCUCAGUCCUGUUCACAUUGACAUGAACAAAUCACAAGUUCCCAUAAGUUCAGAAGAAACUAAAAGUUUAGAUAGCGAUGAAACUACAAGGGAUGGAAAAGAAUCAAAGGAUAUCAACAGUUCAGGUAAUUCUGAAACUCUGAGAAUGAUGGACAGAACUGAAGCGCUUAGUUCAGAGCAGUCUGAAACUUUAGCCAGUAUACGCGAAUCUGAAACACAAAGUGGAGUGAACGACAUAGAUGGAAUAAGAAAUAAUGGCAAUGGGGAUUCGAAGGUGACAACUGUUGGGAAUCGAACUCUUGUGGAAGGAACUGGAGAGAAAGUAAUGAACUCUGACGCAGAUGAAAUGACUACCAAUGUCACACCAGACAUAAAUAACUCAAGUUACUUCAUUAGCUAUGUACAGGGAUAAAAAC
This is a messenger RNA of Macrobrachium nipponense, 4741 nucleotides long. RefSeq lists its product as uncharacterized. The transcript is spliced from 3 exons. The record is from RefSeq and is a predicted model, not a curated record. NCBI's taxonomy places the organism in Eukaryota, Metazoa, Arthropoda, Malacostraca, Decapoda, Palaemonidae. The coding region runs from base 1153 to 4737 and encodes 1194 amino acids.